AGCUUUGUCGUUUCGGAAUUUGUACAUUUCGUGUCAUUAGUUUUUGGUUUAUACACUCACUAGUGUCUAGUUCAUUAGUUGAGGCAGAUGAGACACUCUCAAGACUCAAGUCAUUAAUUUAGACAGUUUAGUUCAAUACUCGUUGACGGCCUCACUACCUCCUUGUCGAUCGCCCGAUUUUUCAUUGACUAUAUACGUACGAGUUUUCUAUUUUUUUGAUUGUGUUUGCUAAUUAUACAGAAAAAUGAGUGGAGAUGCUUAUUCAGAACGUACAUUCAUCAUGGUUAAGCCGGAUGGUGUUCAACGCGGCCUGGUUGGUAAGAUAAUUAAACGUUUUGAAGAAAAAGGAUUCAAAUUGGUUGCAAUGAAAUUUAUGUGGGCAUCUGAAGAAUUGUUAUCAAAACACUAUGCUGAUUUAUCAAGCAGACCAUUUUUCCCUGGCCUUGUCAAGUAUAUGGCUUCUGGACCUGUAGUGCCAAUGGUUUGGGAAGGAUUGGAUGUUGUUAAAACUGGACGUUUCAUUCUUGGUGCAACUGACCCAAAAAACUCAAAUCCUGGUACAAUUAGAGGUGAUUUAUGUAUCCAAGUUGGCCGCAACAUAAUUCAUGGUUCAGAUGCUGUAGAAUCAGCCAACAAAGAAAUUGCUUUGUGGUUUUCAGAGAAAGAAGUGGUAUCAUGGUCAAGGUCCAGUGAUUCUUGGUUGUAUGGUGAAAACUAAAAUAUACACCUAUAUAAGUAUAAAGGUAUAACAUAUACCUAAACAGUGAUUUUUUGAGCUUAUAAACAAUUACUUGGUCAAUAGUUAUAAUUUGGGUAGUAGAAAUGUAAUUAUUAUCAACUUAUUUAAUAACAGUUGCAUUA
Rhopalosiphum padi (bird cherry-oat aphid) is the source of this 861-nucleotide messenger RNA. RefSeq names its product nucleoside diphosphate kinase (gene awd). The transcript is spliced from 5 exons. Lineage: Eukaryota; Metazoa; Arthropoda; Insecta; Hemiptera; Aphididae. Gene Ontology annotation, biological process: UTP biosynthetic process; CTP biosynthetic process; GTP biosynthetic process. The coding region runs from base 245 to 718 and encodes 157 amino acids. Gene Ontology annotation, molecular function: nucleoside diphosphate kinase activity. The record is from RefSeq and is a predicted model, not a curated record.